Zootoca vivipara (common lizard) is the source of this 6110-nucleotide messenger RNA. NCBI's taxonomy places the organism in Eukaryota, Metazoa, Chordata, Lepidosauria, Squamata, Lacertidae. The record is from RefSeq and is a predicted model, not a curated record.
GGAGCCGGGAGAUGGUGCAGCAGCGCUGAGCUCCUCCGGUUUAUUUCGCAUCCUCCUCCGGACCGAGGUCCUCUCUCUGCCCGCGUCCGCGGAGAGCCAGCCCGGCGGCGCCUCAGCUCUCCGAUGCAGGGACGAGGCUGGCUUUUGUUAUUUAAAGCUAGGUGGGGCUGACGGGGGGGGGCUUGAGCCCAGCGAAUCGGCUGCAUUGAUUGGAUGGAGAGGUUUUAAAAAGAGGCUUUCUCUCUCUCUCAUCAUUGCAGUCUUUUGGCGCGGGGAUAGGCGAGUCGGUCAAAAUUGGGCCUGAGCGGGCCUGGAUCCGGUCCGGAUGGAGGAUAGAUGCAGAUGGUGUGGAGCCAAUUCUUUCGUUCCCAAUGGCGUUUUAUAGGAUGCGUCCAGUCCAGAAGUCCUUGUGUGUGCUGAUGGUGCUGAUGGCAUCCCUGGCUUUUCUCUAUCUUCAUGUCUGGUCACCAAAGCCCUACAGUACGGUGGACCUGCGACACCGGCCAAGCCGGACACCUGAGCAACUGUUGAGUGACCACCUGCUGGUGCCUGAGAAGAAAUAUGCACACAUUGCUUUCCGGAUUAAGGAGGAGAUCCUGGAGCUCCUUCCAAAGAACUCCUGCAAGUGUGAGGUAGAACCUAGUAUGAACUUUCCACUUCAGAAACAGCUCUUUGGUCACAUCUAUUCUCUGGAAUUCGCAAACGCCUUCAAUCCUUCCGAACUGCCAGAGAUAAACAGCAGGCGAAAACAAGAGUACCGCAGUUACCAGCAAAGGUCCUAUUCUCCAUCUGACCAGCUCCUCAUCGUCCGAGCCAACUCACCUCUCGAGUAUCCAGCCCAAGGGGUAGAAGUUCGGCCCCUCCGGACCAUCCUCAUCCCAGGUCUGAGCCUACAAGCAGCUGAAAGAGCUCUGUACCAGGUCAACUUGACAGCUACGAUGGGCACUUUUGAUGUGGCUGCAGAAGUGGAAGGGGUCAAAGUGGAAGGGGAGGGGGGCAUGCAACUCAUCAUGUCGGGAUCCCAACUGGACAACCUCAAUCGGCAAAUGCAGUUUGUCACCUACACCAACACACUCUUCCACCCCAACACAGCAGAUACAGUGCAGUUUUCUACCAAUGAGCACCAUGCAUCGUUCAUCAUCCGCAUCCGCCAUGCGCCUACGCCCAAGCUCUACAAUCCAGGACCCUCCAAUGGAGGAGCAAGUGGCAAAUACGACAUCAGUGCCCUGGUCACCAUAGCAACGAAGACCUUUUUGCGCUAUGACAAGCUGCGAACACUGAUCAGCAGCAUCCGCAAGUUUUACCCCACUGUGACCAUCAUCAUUGCUGAUGACAGUGAGACCCCUGAACAUGUGCAGGGACCCCACAUUGAACAGUACUUUAUGCCCUUUGGAAAGGGCUGGUUUGCUGGCAGAAACCUUGCCAUUUCCCAAGUGACCACAAAAUAUGUUCUGUGGGUGGAUGAUGAUUUCAUCUUCACACAUCGCACCAAAGUGGAGAAGCUGGUCGAUGUCCUUGAGAAAACUACCCUGGACCUGGUGGGUGGAGCAGUGCGAGAGAUCACCAGCUACACCACCACAUACCGCCAGCAGAUCAGCGUGCAAGCUGGCAGUGAAGAUGGAGAUUGUCUGCACAUCCGCCAGGGUUACCAUCAUGUCAUUGAAGGCUUUCCUGACUGCGUGGUUACUGAUGGUGUGAUCAACUUCUUCCUGGCACGCACCGAGAAGGUUCUGCAGGUUGGCUUUGACCCUCGCCUCAGUCGUGUUGCCCACCUCGAAUUCUUCAUUGAUGGCCUGGGUAUUCUGCAUGUCGGUUCCUGCUCCAACGUUGUGGUGGACCACGCCUCAAAGAUUAGGCUGCCAUGGCUAAAGACAGACAGUGAGAAGCAGUAUGCCAAAUUCCGCUAUCCCAACUCAAGUGACAACAGCCUGACCACCAAACAGAGCUUCUUUUACUUCAAGAACCGUUUCAAAUGCAUGACAGGCAACUAGUCUCUGGUGCUAAUGAAUUUAGCUUCACCCCUGACAACUGGCUUUGUCCUCAGGCAAUUGGGUUUACCAAUCUCAGGCAGCCUGCUCUGGCAAUUGGCCAGAGCCCGAGGCAAAUGGCCUUGUCUGUCAACUAGCCAAACCCCAAGAACUCAGGGUGGCCUCAGCAGCCUCAGGCUUAAAGAGCAGUUUGGGAAAUUGGCAGCCAUGACCACUUUUUUAAAAAAGAAAGAAAAAAUGUCUUUUCUAGCAGGAUGGAGAGACUGUGCUAUUGCUUGAUUCUGAGCCUUGGUGGUCAGGAGAAUGUGACCUGUUCCUGUGUUUGUUUCACCCUGUUAUGUCUCUGAACUGGAGAAUCUUGGAUAUGGUGUGAUACUUGAGUUAACUUUCUUUCUUUCCUAGUUGGAAGCAACCACAAUUUUUUCUGGGCUUCCCCCUGCAUCUCUCCACACACAGACACAAUACUUUAUCCAGUGCCACAACUUUUUGUGCCAAGUCUUUACACCUGUGCUCCCUUCUUCCAAAUUCCUUUCCCUCAUGCUGGUGCCAUCCUGGGACAUUUUGAAGUGCCAAAGACUACAGUGAUGGAAAGCAACCAUCAGGGGGAAGCGUUGAGGUAUCAAUUGCUGCAAAGCAACAGAAAAGGAGGGCAGCAGGGGCCAUAAAACAGCACACUCAAAACUCCAGACAAGAAGUGGCCUGUGUUCAUAGACAGUGGGGUGGGAGCUGGGAGCUGGUUUUCUAAUGUGGCAGGAUUUUUAUAUGCUGAAGAAGGCAGACUUGUGUACAACAGACUGCAAUGUUUUUAUUUCAAACAAAAUCCAUUUGACAAGUCUUUCCCCCCAUACCCCCGAACCCUGCUUCCUUUUGCCUUCUUGGUCCCAAUUGCGUAACCAGUGUUACUGUUCUUCCUAUAGCUGCUGUUUGUUUUUGGGGGUGUGAAAUGCUUAUGAAGCAGGGCUGGGUUUAGUUUCUCCUGCAUAUUUAGUUCCAAUGCAUGGGAUUGGUCCUACAGCAAGUAAGCAGCAGCCGCCAUUAAGACCACUCUGUUAUAUGACACACUUCUCCCACCCCAUCCCCCAUAGGAUGUGCACUCCUUCCUGGCAGCCUGGCUAAGAAGUGCUCAUCUGCAACUGACUGCAGAGGUCUUGAGACAGAAAGGCAAGCAUAACACUAGCCAAUCAGCUCUAGGCACUGAAGCACUUCUGCAGCAGGGAGAGUGAUGCAGAGGGGACAGAUGUGGAAAUUGCAAGAGUCAAUGUGGUUGGAGCAGUACUGAGCAUCACUGCCCUUUAGCUGUGAAGUUCAAAUGCAUUUGUUGUACUACCAUAGCACCCCCUUCCUCCAAACACACGCACCCCUCAAUCCAUGACCCUAAGGUUCCCUCUGAUCAUGUCAAUAGACCCAGAGCAAAUGGCUCUUCUUCAAAAGGGGGAACAUGUUGCUUUCCUGAGAGUGUUCUUGUGCUUUGCUGCCACAACCAUCAGAUAAGCAAUGGCCUCAGUAGGUAAAAGAAUUGAUGCUUAGUUUUUUCCUUCCACCUACCUACCCCCUCCAGCCUAACUCUCUGGCUUUUUAUAGGGUUGCUUCUUGUUCCAGGAUGAUGCAUUAUGUCUGAGUUGCUAGAUCACAGUUUCAAAAAGAUUGGUAUAAAACUGGGUCUUUAUAAAGGCACUUGCUAGAUUGGUCAGUUGGCUGUAACAGAGGCUGCUGAAGUCCCAUUCAAAACUGAAGUACCGGCAAGCCCCGUUGGACAUUGUACUUACAGUACAAUUGUUGACUCAAAAGCAAGUCUCUCAUCUCUGUUUAUCCAUUCAGUAGAAUGCUAAAAGGUAAGGUAUUGAAUCUUUCACUGCUCUCCCUAUGUAAAGUAGGGCAGGUGAAGCCUCUUAGUUUUAGCAUACAUGUUGAUAUAUAAAUAAGAUGGGUUCUCUCUCUUGCUGCCAUGCCACUUUAUUUAUUUAUUUAUUUAUUAAAUGGGGGAGUGAUUCAACCCCUACACAUUCCCCCACCCCACAACACUCUCAAAUACAGCAAGAGUUAUUUUCAAAAUGUUGACAUACUGAUUUGGAAAUAUUACUGGAAAGCUUACAGCCUGUUCCUAAUUCAGCCUAAACAAGCAAAUGCUUAGUUUGGGACACAUGGUAUGAAUUCAGAUCCUGAUACUAGCCAGAAGAAUCAACUAUUCUGAUGUGAAGGAGAAUUAAAACUAAAAGUAGAAACACUCGCUCAGUGAGGCAAGCUGCCCAGGAGGCGAACACCAUCCCCAUUUCUGACUUUCUCCCAACACCCCUGCAGUGUUGCCUUACUACCCAACCACAUGAGGAGGGAAAGGCAGUUAGUUUAUCAGUCUUUAGGGUGCCUAGCUAUAGAUUUGACAAGCAAGUUCUUCAGUGUAUGGCGGAGGUGGCAGAGUGUGUGUGUUAGCCUUUGCAUGAAAUAAUAUCUUCCAACCUCCCCCUCCUUCUGUCCUGUUUGCAUCCAGGUAUUAUGAGACCUCUCAUUCCAGGCUGCACAGCCCUUUCACUCACAUUUAGUAGAAGUCCACUAACUUUUACUCAGAGCAGACUCACUGAAGUUAAAGAACAUGAUGAAGUUAAGACCAUUAAUUUCCAUGGGUGCAUUCUUGAGUAAAACAUAGCUGGAUGCCACCUGCUGUUUUGAGCCUGCUCCUUUCAUCUUACGAGCUUACUGUCCCUUUCCUGUUGGCAAUGAGUUUACCUGUGAUUCCUUCAAACGGUUUUUUUUUCUGUAUAAAGGAAACAAUUUGGGGAAGGGAAUAAAGGUUUUUUUGGUGUUGGUUUUUUCAACAACAAAAAAUAUCUCUGGUUGUUGGUGUAUCGAAACUUUUUGACAAAGGCCCAGAAGAGAUGAAGAUUGAAUAGGAUUGAGUGCAAAUCAAACCUUCCUUUAGUGUGGUGGUAGCUGAAUACAGACCACAACUGGCCAAAGAGGUCUUGGUAAGAGAAGGAGCUUCUGUCUUGUCCUGCUGCCUCCUUUCUCUUCUCUCUCUCUGUCCAUUCCUGAUAGGACAGCCCUCCGUUAUAGCAGACAGGGCCUUGUUGGUUUCCGAGGCAGCCAGCUGCCUCUAGCAUUUCUGUGAUCUCAUCUAGUCCUUGUCCUGGUACGCAUGGAUUGAUUUGAUACAGAGGCAGUUAUACCCAGAUGGUUGGGUCCUUCAGCUCCAUACUUUCCUGAGCAGGGGAAGAAGAAAAAUAGAAUUCUGCAUGAAGCUGUAUACUGUGUAACAGGACUCUCCCAGGCCUCCUCCCUCACUAGUCUCUCUGCAAUAUAUUUGCAUGAUGGCUGCAGGAAGGAUUGGGAUAAUGUAUGUCAAGUGCCAAAGGCUGUUCUUAUCCCUCCUGUAACUCAUGGAUUGGAAGAGACUGGAAUCGGAAGGCACCCAAACACUUCUAAGUGUAUGCUCUUUAGGAAGGGGGAAAAGACCACCAGCUCCCUUGCUAUUCCUGUAUAGAACGGGGAUAGCCAAUGUGCUGUCCUGAUGUGGACUACAGCUUCUAUCAUCCCCUACCAGAAUGUCCCACUGUCGGCUUCCGGUUCAGCGCCAGCGCCGUCUGGCUCGCGUUCCGAGGCGACCCGUCUCUGCAAGGGAGGGGGAAGCAGCAGGAGCGCCGCUGCACCCCAAAGAACCCCAGAUCGUGCGUUCUGGGGGCGGAAAUCGCCAAGCAGCGCCCCAAUCCCGACUCCCCAACUCUCCGGUAAGCUCUAAUAAGAGCUCCGGAGUGAGAAGGGUUGUAGUCGCGGGGCCAUUUUGGUGCGCCAUCGCUACCCUUGCAGGGAGAAGCUCCGUGCCGGAGGCGGGGAGCACUGGAUUUUCCCAAAGAAGUCAAGAAAUUGAAAGACCGUGAGUAAAAAGGACUUAAAGACUUAAAAUUGGAUUUGAGAUUUGGAAUGGGGGUGAGAUUUAAAAAACGGAAGCCGAUCUCCCCCCUACUGAUUUAAAGAGGAAGCAGCUUAAGGAGGAAUCCCAGUGCCGGGGACUAAAAGCUUUAUUCCUUGAAUAUCUCCGAGGACUGACUAAAGACUCUCCUCCUGAGGCAGGGUUAGGGGGGGAGAAUUGUUUUAGACAUUAAGAAUCCCUGCAAACUUAUUUAAUUGAAG